Strongylocentrotus purpuratus (purple sea urchin) is the source of this 3522-nucleotide messenger RNA. RefSeq names its product methylmalonate-semialdehyde dehydrogenase [acylating], mitochondrial (gene aldh6a1). Lineage: Eukaryota; Metazoa; Echinodermata; Echinoidea; Camarodonta; Strongylocentrotidae. Gene Ontology annotation, biological process: L-valine catabolic process; thymine catabolic process. The record is from RefSeq and is a predicted model, not a curated record. The transcript has 13 exons. The coding region runs from base 77 to 1669 and encodes 530 amino acids. Gene Ontology annotation, cellular component: mitochondrion. Gene Ontology annotation, molecular function: methylmalonate-semialdehyde dehydrogenase (acylating, NAD+) activity; malonate-semialdehyde dehydrogenase (acetylating, [NAD(P)+]) activity.
CGUCAGAGUUCAGUGUACGAUCGACCCCAUCCAGGUGAAGUUACACGUUAAAUCAUCAACGAGUAAAACUGCGAAAAUGGCGUCUUCUUUGUUGCGUUUCGGUAGAUCUACUUCCUCUCUUCUCACCAGGGGCCUGCUUGGUAGUAGAGCUGGAUCAUGUAACUACUCAAGUGCACCAACUACCAAACUGCUUAUCGAUGGAAAGAUGGUAGAGUCCCAGACGACAGAGUGGAUUGAUGUCCAUAAUCCUGCAACCAAUGAAGUAGUGACGAGGGUUCCCAAAGCUACUGCCAGCGAGAUGGAGGCAGCCGUCAAUGCCGCACAGGCCGCCUUUCCAGCUUGGUCUAAGACCAGCGUCCUCACCAGACAACAGAUCAUGUUCAAAUACCAAGCACUUAUCAAGGAAAAUAUGCAAAGACUUGCUGAAUCCAUCACAUUGGAACAAGGCAAGACACUGGUAGAUGCUGAGGGUGAUGUACUGAGAGGACUCCAGGUUGUGGAGCACGUAUGCAGCAUUACAUCAUUACAGCUUGGAGAGACUCUACCUUCUAUUACCAAAGACAUGGAUACUUACACGAUGCGUGUACCAUUGGGAGUCUGCGCUGGAAUCACACCAUUCAACUUCCCAGCAAUGAUUCCACUAUGGAUGUUCCCUGUAGCUGCCGUUGCUGGUAACACAGUGAUUAUGAAGCCAUCAGAGAGGGACCCCGGAGCAUGUAUGAUCCUGGCUGAACUAGCUCAGGAAGCUGGGCUACCGGAUGGUGUCAUUAAUAUCAUUCAUGGUCAACAUGAUUCUGUGAACUUCAUCUGUGACCAUCCCUACAUCAGGGCUGUGUCGUUCGUUGGGUCAGAUCAAGCCGGCAACUACAUCCAUGAGAGGGCUAGCCGUAAUGGCAAGCGUGUACAGUGCAACAUGGGAGCUAAGAACCACGGUGUUAUCAUGCCUGAUGCAAACAAAGAGAAUACACUCAACCAGCUUUGUGGAGCAGCCUUUGGUGCCGCCGGUCAGAGGUGUAUGGCUUUGUCUACUGCAGUAUUUGUAGGAGAAGCCAAGGAAUGGCUACCUGACCUGGUGGAAAGGGCCAAGGCCCUCAAGGUCAAUGCUGGUGACCAGCCUGGUACAGAUCUUGGUCCAUUGAUCUCACCUCAAGCUAAAGAUAGAGUAUGUGAGUUAAUCCAGUCUGGAGCCGAUGAGGGCGCUAACCUUGUCCUGGAUGGCAGGGGCAUUGUCGUUGACGGCUAUGAGAAGGGUAACUUUGUCGGACCAACCAUCAUUACAGAUGUUGAGACAAACAUGACUUGCUACAAGGAAGAGAUCUUUGGGCCUGUCCUGGUAGUGGUCAAUGUAGAUACCCUGGAUGAAGCCAUUGAACUAGUCAACAGCAACCCAUAUGGUAACGGAACUGCUAUCUUCACCACAAACGGAGCAACAGCCAGGACAUACACAGAGCUGAUUGAUGUUGGCCAGGUUGGUGUGAAUGUACCAAUCCCUGUGCCACUGCCCAUGUUCUCCUUCACCGGAUCCAGGGGCUCCUUCAAGGGAGACACCAACUUCUACGGCAAGCAGGGUCUCCAGUUCUACACCCAGGUCAAGACCGUGACCCAGUUAUGGAGGGCCGAAGAUGUGACCCACUCCAGGGCAGCCGUUGCCAUGCCAGUCCUCAAGUAAACAAACCUCGGGUAUUCACCAAACAACAUGAAGAUUCCUUUAUGUUUCAUUUCCUGAAAUGUAUCUAGAUGCCAGGUCCUUGAUUUACAAGCGAACCAAACGAGGAAUGGUGAAUGUAAGAAGGGAAUAUUAAUAGUACUCUCUUUCAACACAAUCUUAUGUGCUGCCUAUUUUUUUUUGUAUAACUGAAGGCAUUUUUGGGUCAUACAUUUGAGCAAAUAAUUUGUGUCAAUCACUGAUUUGCAGUUAAAUUUGUUUUUUUUCUGGCUUUUUCUAAACCACAUGGGGUGGUGUUAUGUUACUUUUGUGGUGUUUGUGUAAUGAUAUGAGAAUUUAGAAAUAUAUUUUAUUUUCCCCAAAGUGGCUGGUUUAGGCUGUCAGCUGUAUUUAAAAAAUUGUAAACGGACUCUAAAGCCAUGAUAAUGAAUUUAUGAGAUUAUCAAACCCUUAUUAAUGCCUUCUGAUGAACACAUUGCAUCAGCUGCAACCAUUUGUUUGGAAACGGUAUUUCAUCAUGAUGUCAAAUAUAAUCAUGAUAAAUGCCAAAUUGUAGAAAUACAUGUAGUGUGUUAUUAAGAGAUUUUCCAUGCUAAUUAUGAAUUUAAAGACAGCUUAUGUGAAGCUUUAAAACACUAUUUAAAGACUGCUUUAUUUUAUUUUAAUAUAUAUAGUUAGCAUUUAUUGCCUUCAUAUCUGUAAGAUGCGAUUAUUCUGUAUAAAAGUCACUUGGCAGGGUCUUUGUGGACAAAUUAUCCAAGUUUGUUGAUUCAUGGUUAUCAAUUUCUUGGCCAUUUAAGUCAUUGAAAUAAUCAAAAGUAUAAUUAAUGACAGUCAAUAUGAAUUGUACAGGAAUCUGGCACAAAGUACAUCAUCCAUUGUCUACUGUACUGUUAUCUCAUCUAUUGCACAGAACUCAUCAUUUCAUCAUGAUUAUCAUUACUCGGUAUAUUCAUAUCCAUUGUAAUUGCUGUAAGAUGUACAAAUUGAUAGAUGUAAAGAGGUUUGAGGAAAUAAACCACAAUUUCAUAUGCACAAGGAAAGAAAUUACUUUCAGAAAAGAGGUUUGAGAGAAGAAAAAAAUUGUCUUAAUGCUGCAUAAUGGAAAGAGAUUGUUUUUGUAUCGUACUGCUUUGAUUAUUCAUUAGAAUUAAAAGUUAUUGACAUAAUUUCCUUAUGACAGCAGGAAAUCUAAGUGAUUUGUUUUGUAUCCAUGCUGUCUGUUAUUCUAUCCCUUAAGAGGUGUGGAUCAGAGCUGUUAUUCCUGACUUUCUGCUUACAUGAUUAUUCUCUCAAGGAGGGAGGAUUGUAGGGGAAUUCCCACGAUUCCCUUGUGAGGUAAUUUAGUUAGAAAGUGUGGUACAAACAACCUUUCAAGAUUGAAGAGCAUCUCCUGAAAAUUUGAAAACACAUCAACUAUAAGAAUUUCUAAUUGCAUAGAUUUCUAAACAUUUUAUUUAAAAUCCCUAGUGGACAAAUCUCGAAUAUAGUUGGAAAAAGCAGAUAAGACUUGUUAUUGGAUGUGCUAUUGAUCUGAACUGUUUUAGGGGUUGUUGACUCUUCCAUAUCUAUGUCUGUGUAUUGGAUAGGAGUGAAUGGGGUGAGAUAUCAAAUGAAUAAUUACAUCUGCAUGGCUUAGAGUACACAAAUCAAAUCAAAAAUUUCAUACCAUGCUGUUAUAUUUGAGUUGUGAUGAAUAUAUAGUACAUGCUAUUUCCCUUUUUUGUAUAAAAAAUGCCAUGUAUUCUCUUUCCACUGAUUCAAUUUUUGUUUGGAUGGACACUUAUUAAAGAUAUAUAUCUAUUUUGAUAUUGCAGAUGAUAUUGCAAUAAAUUUAUCAUGAUCAUGACUCAGUA